Gadus morhua (Atlantic cod) is the source of this 4243-nucleotide messenger RNA. Its product is annotated as A disintegrin and metalloproteinase with thrombospondin motifs 2. The record is from RefSeq and is a predicted model, not a curated record. Gene Ontology annotation, biological process: extracellular matrix organization; proteolysis. The transcript has 25 exons. Gene Ontology annotation, cellular component: extracellular matrix. Bases 237 to 4142 code for a protein of 1301 amino acids. Gene Ontology annotation, molecular function: metalloendopeptidase activity. NCBI's taxonomy places the organism in Eukaryota, Metazoa, Chordata, Actinopteri, Gadiformes, Gadidae.
UUUGAGUAAGUAAGGCGGGUUUCAGUUUGAGUAAGUAAGGAGAUGGAGAGAGAGAGAGCGGGCGAGAGAGAGUGAGCGAGGUAGAGGGAGAGAGAGCGAGAGAGAGAGCGAAAGAUGAACAACAGAGGUUCUCUCUGCGGUCCGCUAGGAAGUGAGGGAGGACGAGCGUCUGCCUGUUAGAUCGUUUAUCCUAAUCCCCCAGUAGUCCGCCCCGCGCCGGUCUGUCGGUACCGACCAUGUCCCGGUGUCCGGUAUGGACGGUGUCUCUGGUCCUGGUGCAUCUCUCCUCAUCGCUCUACAUCACCCCGCACACAGAGUCUCUCCAUGAAGUCCUGUCAGACUUUCAGGUCUUUCGUCCCCUCAGCACCGACUCUGAGGGGCGGUUCCUUUCUUACUUAGUGCCCGCCCCUAACCUGGACCGACCACGCCCCCGCAGCAGAAGACACGCCCCCGAUGGAGGAAGGGAGGACCACAUGAAGGAGAAGAGGGAGGAGGACCGCGGAGGGGGAGGGGCGGUCUUCUACAACGUGACCAUAUUUGGGCGGGAGCUACACCUGCGUCUGCAGCAGAACCGCCGAUUGGUCGCCCCGGGAGCGACGAUUGAUUGGCAGGAGGAGGAUGGGGGCAGCAUCCGGCUGCCCCUAGUGGACGCCCAGUGUCACUACAGCGGAGGCGUCACCAACACACCUGACGCCGCCGUCGCUUUAAGCACCUGCCAUGGACUGGCAGGUAUGAUCCGAUUGGGCAAGGAGGAGUAUUUUAUCGAGCCGUUGGAGAGAGGGGAGAAAGCAGAGCGAGGGAAGGGCAGAGGACAAGAGCACAUUGUUUACAGAAUGUCCGACAUUAUCAAACACCCGACAGCUGUCAAUCACACCGCGGAUGACUUCAAAAAAGGUUCUUUCCUUGGCUUUCAAUCUGAGCUGGAGAUGCUGAAAAAAAACACGAAUCACUCGAAUAUAGGGGGUCGCAUACGGCGGCAGGUAGAGGAGGAGGAGCUGUUCAAUGUAGAGGUUUUGCUGGGCGUGGAUUAUUCUGUCAUGUUGUUUCAUGGCAGAGAGCAGAUCCAGCGCUACCUGCUAACCCUGAUGAACAUAGUUAACGAGAUCUACCAAGACCGCUCUCUGGGCGCCAACAUCAACAUCAUCCUCGUCAGGAUCAUCAUCCUAUCAGCCAGCAAGUCCCAGGAGUUGAUCGAGGUGUGGAACCCGUCCCAGAGCCUGGUGAACGUCUGUCGCUGGGCGUACCUCCAGCAGAGGGCGGAGCAGAGCAGCGACCACCACGACCACGCCAUCUACAUCACCCGCCAGGAGUUCGGCCCCGCCGGCAUGCAGGGCUACGCCCCGGUGACAGGCAUGUGCCAGCCCGUGCGGAGCUGCACCCUGACCCUGGAGGACGGCUUCUCGUCCGCCUUCGUGGUCGCCCACGAGACGGGACACGUGUUGGGGAUGGAGCAUGACAGCCAGGAGAACGGCUGUAGUGAAGAGGCGCUGCAGGGCAGCAUCAUGUCCCCUCUGGUCCAGGCCGCCUUCCACCGAUACCACUGGUCCAGGUGCAGCCGGCAGGAGCUCAGCACCUACCUCCCUGCCUACGACUGUCUCCGGGACGACCCGUUUCAUUAUGAUCGGAUGGUAGAGCCUCAGCUUCCUGGUCUGCAGUUCUCUAUGGACCAACAGUGUCGCUUCGACUUCGGAUCAGACUACACACUCUGUACUGCUUACAGUACAUACGACCCCUGUAAGCAGCUGUGGUGUAGUCACCCUGAAAACCCCUUCUUCUGCAAGACCAAGAAGAGUCCGCCCGUCGACGGCACCAAGUGUGGACCCGGGAGGAACUGUUUUAAAGGCUACUGUCUCAAUCUGACCCCUGACCUCCUGAGACAAGAUGGCGGCUGGGCCAGCUGGAGCUUGUUUGGCAGCUGUUCGCGAUCCUGCGGAGGUGGCGUCCAAUACCGCACACGCCACUGUACCGGUCCCGCACCUGCCAACGGGGGGCGCCCCUGCAUCGGAAACCGGUUUGAGUUCCAGCUGUGCAGCCUGGGAGACUGUCCUACGUUGAGCGAUUACAGGGCGGAGCAGUGCCAGCUCUGGGAUCCGCACUUUGAACACGAAGGAACCAAACACCACUGGCUGAGCUACGAGAACCCUGAAUCGGAGGACAGGUGCCAGCUGUACUGCCAGUCUAAGGAGACCGGGGAGGUGGUGUACCUGGAGACCCAGGUGCAUGAUGGGACUCGCUGUUCUUACAGUGAUGACUACAGCUUGUGUGUGAGGGGGGAGUGUGAGCAUGUGGGCUGUGACCACCAGGUGGCGUCGGACAUGCAGGAGGAUCGUUGUGGCGUCUGUGGAGGAAAUAACUCCACCUGUCAGGUGGUCAAAGGGAACUUCACACGCAGCGCAAAAGAAGGUUACCUGAAGAUCUUAGAGAUUCCGGAGGGAGCCAGACACCUGGUGGUGACGGAACACAGAACAUCUCCUCACAUCCUCGCCCUGAAGAACCAGGAGACCGGUCUCCUCUUCCUGAACGGUGACGGCCAACUCCCAGAAUCCCGUGGGGUCAUAGAGAGGGGCGUGGCUUGGACCUACACCAACCAGGAAGAUCGGGACACCGUUGCGACCAGCGGACCGCUCACAAACUGCGUUAUCAUAAUGAUGCGUUGUCAUGGCGAGGCCAAGGUGACCGUGUCCUAUAAGUAUGUCAUCAAGGAAACCAAUAAGAGUUGUCCACCAUCAGCGGUGGACAACCGUCUCCCUGACGACACCGGGUUGUACCAGUGGGCUUUGAAGAAGUGGUCUGAGUGCUCGCAACCCUGUGGCGCAGGGAAACAGUACACCAGGUUCGGCUGCAGGCGUAAGGCGGACGGGAAGAUGGUGCAGAGAGUUUUGUGUUCCAAUGUCAGCAAACCGAGAGCCAUCAGUCGCUGGUGCAACACCCAGGCCUGCCCUACAGCCAGCUGGGUGCUGGCGCACUGGAGUGCGUGCAGUGCCUCCUGUGGUCAGAGCGGGUACGAGACCCGCUCGGUGCGAUGCCAACAGGCGUCCACCGGGGGGCAGCAGCGCUCCGUCUCCAGCCGGCUGUGUACGGAGGAGCGGCCAGCCGGGAGGAGGCCCUGCGGCCGCGUCCCCUGCCCCCUGAGCUGGAGGACGGGCCCCUGGUCGCCGUGCUCAGUGACCUGUGGGAAUGGUACGAUCCAGAGACAGGUCCUCUGUGGUUCUGACCAGAACUCGUCGGCCUGUGGAGGGCCGACGCCCGUGAGCCUGCAGCCCUGCCAGCUGCCCUCCUGUGACAAGAACACAUCUAUCGUCCAGUGGAUCUCCAGAUCUCCUCAGUCUUCUGCUGCUCCCCUCAUCACCAGGCAGCGUUGUCGUGGGGACCAGUCGGCCUUCUGUCGCCUCCAGGUGUUGAGUCGUUACUGUUCCAUGCCCAAAUAUAGACAGAUGUGUUGCAAGUCUUGUAGUCAUGGCAACUUCACCAGUCAUGGCAACGUGUCCAGGUCAUUAAACUCCACGCCAGGUCCGUCCUCUAAUCCGGACAGGAAGUGGUCACCAUCAGCCCCUCCCCCCUCUACAACCGCUGCUCUGCCCCGGGCCACCGGAGGCAACAUCAGCCAGGACUUUGUCUACGUGGACUUUGAGGACUAUGAGGAUCCUUCGGGGGGGACCUCAGCCCCCACCGUCCCCUCCAUCUCCACCGUCCCCUCCACCGUCCCCUCCAUCUCCACCGUCCCCUCCACCGUCCCCUCCACCUCCACCCCCACCACUAACAGAGCGCCCCUGGUCACCGACGUCGUCCCCGUGGUCACCGACGUCCUCACCGUGGUCACCGACGUCGUCACCGUGGUAACCGACGGGGGCGCCACGGUGACCACCACCAGUCUCCCGACCACGUCAGCCGUCGGGACAACGACACAGGAACAGAGCAUUCUGACCACGCCCGCUGUGACCACGCCCACGCGGGCCGCGAGCGCCAGGGCCCCGCCCCCCUCCUUCAGCAACGCGGUGGACGAGGCGUUGGCGCCCAGGGAAAGGGGGGGCCGGGUGAAAACACAGAACAGACGCAUCCAGCAGCUCCUCAACGAGAAGCGCAGGAGGGAGGUGCUGAGGAGAGCCAGCCCCGCCCGGAACGCCCGCAAACACACACACUAGUAAACACACACACACACACACACACACACACACGCGCGCACACACAUAAACACACACACAAGUACACCAACACAAACACUAGUAUACACAUGCCCUCACAC